Misgurnus anguillicaudatus (oriental weatherfish) is the source of this 1480-nucleotide messenger RNA. RefSeq lists its product as uncharacterized. Gene Ontology annotation, cellular component: nucleoplasm. Lineage: Eukaryota; Metazoa; Chordata; Actinopteri; Cypriniformes; Cobitidae. The record is from RefSeq and is a predicted model, not a curated record. Gene Ontology annotation, molecular function: RNA polymerase II cis-regulatory region sequence-specific DNA binding; DNA-binding transcription repressor activity, RNA polymerase II-specific. Gene Ontology annotation, biological process: negative regulation of transcription by RNA polymerase II; regulation of immune system process; regulation of cytokine production.
AUGGAAGUAAAAGAGGAACCUCAGGAAGUGAAUGAAGUGGAGGAGAGACAACAUGAACAUCAUGAUGUCAUCGCUGAAAAACAAUCCUCCUUACAAACAUCAACUAAGACAAGAGAAACCAAAAAUUCUGUUAUUUCACAUCAGCGUGGAAAGAGAUCCACUAAAAAUGAACAAUAUAUUGAUGACGUUAACAUUAAGGAUAAAGGCAGACAUCACGUGUGCCAGCAGUGUGGAAAGAGUUUUACAUACACAAAUAACUUCAAGAAACAUGUGAAAAAUCACACUAGAGAGAAACUGUACAAAUGUCCCCAUUGUGAAAAGAGUUUUACGAGUAGAAGUAACUUUCAGAAACAUUUGAGGACUCACACUGGAGAGAAACCCUUCACCUGCUCUCACUGUGGAAAGGGUUCUACACAGAAAGGGACACUUCAGAUUCAUGAAAGGAUUCACACCGGAGAGAAACCUUACACCUGCCCUCAGUGUGGAAAGAGUUUUAACAUAAAAAGACAUUUUAAGGGUCACAUAACAGAUCACACUGGAGUGACACCAUACACCUGUCCUAAAUGUGGAAAGAGUUUUAUACAGAAAGGUCACCUUAAGAGUCACAUAACAAUUCACACUGGUCACAGACCUUUCCAGUGUGGAAAAGGUUUCACGCAAAGAGGAUUCCUGAAAAUUCACUUGAGGAUUCAUACAGGAGAGAAACCUUUCACAUGUCCUCAGUGUGAAAAGAGUUUUACAACUGCGUCCAAUCUUAAAAUUCACCAGCGCACUCAUUAUGAAGAAAGCUCAUUUAUCUGUGAUGAGUGUGGAAAAACAUGUGUAUCAGCAAUACUCCUGGAAAAACACCAGAAACUUCAUGCCGGUGAUAAACCUUACAUGUGUUCUGUUUGUGGAGUUUUCCAGUGAUUGAAUAUUUGAAAAGAUACAAGAAAAUACAUACAGCUGAGAAAACUCAUGUUUGUUCUGAUUGUGGGAAAACAUUUUUGAGACCCGGAGCCUUGAAAACCCAUCAAAGAACCCAUACUAGAGAAAAACCAUUUACAUGUUCACAUUGUGGUAAGAAGUUCUCUCAUGCGUGUAACUGGCAGAGUCACGAGAGAAUCCAUACUGAUGAGAAGCCGUAUCACUGCCAUCAGUGUGGAAAAAGUUUCUCCUCAUCUAGUGGUCUAACGAAACAUAAAAAAUUAGGUUGCUGAAAAUAAGCACCAAACUUCAGAAAAAAAUUAUUCAGUUGCAGUGUUCACUUGACACUACAAAAUAAAAUUGAUUCCUACUUUACUCACCUUCCAUCUCGCAAGUAUAUGAUUUAAUUGUGAUUUUUUUAUAUGUUUUUUUUUUUUUUUUACAGUUUUUGGGCAUAAUAGUAGAGAGUUGACAGUUGAGAUCGACCGAUACUGAUUUUUUUAAACCGAUGCCAAUACCAAAUAUUUGGAUGCUUAUGUGCCCGAUAACCGAUAUGCUGAACCGAUUUUUAUUU